AUGACAACCGAGAUCUUCAGGGAAUUCCACUCCCCCGACAUUCCAGACACAGUCCUCAUCGAGGCCGCCCAUCUCUUCAGUCACCACUACGGCACCUGGAACACACCUAGCGGCCGCCAAGGUGGCAAGAAAGGCGAUCAUGUCAAACUGAGCGCGUCUCGGCUACGGAGCCAGUAUCUGCCGACUGACGCCCGCUGGUCUUAUGUCAGUGUUCAUGUCGACGACACCCUUGCCGGAAAUGCAUUUGCCUGCCGGUGGGACUACCAAGGCCGGCAGGUCUGCUGGAUAACCCAGCUUGUCGUCCACCGCGAGUAUAGGGAGCGUCGACUCGCGACUCGCCUCCUCAUGGCACUUCGGAGAGUCGAGGAUCAGAUCUUUGGCAUCAUGAGCUCCCAUCCCGCGGGUUGCAUUGCCACUGCCAAGGCAUAUGCUGACUUCUACUUUCCGCAACUCCCACUCGGUUUUAUGCAGACUUGUGCGAGGGACAUCAUGGCCGGCUCGCCGAUCGCCUACGUUCAGAAUGCAGAGCAGCAUCUCACGCCAUGA
Chaetomium strumarium is the source of this 546-nucleotide messenger RNA. RefSeq lists its product as uncharacterized. Gene Ontology annotation, molecular function: acyltransferase activity, transferring groups other than amino-acyl groups. The record is from RefSeq and is a predicted model, not a curated record. Lineage: Eukaryota; Fungi; Ascomycota; Sordariomycetes; Sordariales; Chaetomiaceae. The transcript has 3 exons. The coding region runs from base 1 to 546 and encodes 181 amino acids.